Seriola aureovittata is the source of this 2217-nucleotide messenger RNA. Its product is annotated as glucagon receptor-like. Gene Ontology annotation, molecular function: glucagon receptor activity; peptide hormone binding. The record is from RefSeq and is a predicted model, not a curated record. Gene Ontology annotation, cellular component: plasma membrane. NCBI's taxonomy places the organism in Eukaryota, Metazoa, Chordata, Actinopteri, Carangiformes, Carangidae. The coding region runs from base 356 to 1651 and encodes 431 amino acids. Gene Ontology annotation, biological process: adenylate cyclase-modulating G protein-coupled receptor signaling pathway; cell surface receptor signaling pathway. The transcript is spliced from 14 exons.
AUCAAUCUUUUUUUUAUUAUUUUUUUUAUAUGUGCAUGUAAUCGAUGGAUGUGAGAACAGAGUGAAAACGCUCCACUUCACGCUGCUGAGAGUUUGAGGGGGCUGUAAUACGCCACUGUAACAAAGAGUUGAAAGAAAUGAUGAAUAAGAGCGGAGAGCCCGGUGCGUUCACAGGCACGUUGUGCUGGGGCACAGCAUCACGGACGGACAAACUGCUGUGUGCAAGUUGAGCUGCACGUCCGUCAGUCUGUCUGUCACGAAGCGUCGCUCAGGACGGAGCAUCUCCGACAGCAGCUCUCUCCUCUCCAAAGGAACAUUUAUCUUCUUUCUGAUAAGCACGAACAAGUCUGCAGUGAUGGACAGGACACAAGACAUAAUGGCUUUGAUCUGUCUGUUAUUUCUCAAACUGCCAAAGUUUGAUAUGGCUAGUGGAAAAAUCUUAGAGGAGACUUAUCAGAAGUGGGUUCAGUAUAAAGAAGACUGUGUCGAAAUGAUAGAAAACCAGCCGCUCCCUCAAGUGGGCCUGUUCUGUAACAGGACUUUUGACAGAUACGCCUGCUGGCCAGAUACUCCCGCCGGCUCUAUGGUCAACAUCUCGUGUCCUUUCUACCUGCCCUGGUACGACAAAGUGUCCCACGGAGUUGUGCGUCGGCGGUGCGGCUCUGAUGGCCUCUGGGAGGGCGAGAACAGCGGGCAGGUGUGGAGGGAUAUGACACAGUGUGAGGAAGAAAAAGAGGUGACAUCUCAAGAGUUGUGGUUCAAACAACUGAUGGUGAGCUUCAGGAUGUUGUACACUGUCGGCUAUUCCUUGUCCCUCUUCACGCUCAUAACGGCUUUUAUCAUUCUCCUGAGCUUUAGGAAACUACAUUGCACCAGGAACUUCAUUCAUGCAAACCUUUUCCUUUCGUUCAUCCUGCGAGCUGUAUCUGUCAUCGUUAAGGACACCAUGCUAGAGCGCCACUGGGGACGAGAAAUCAUGAAACAGACCGACGUGAGUGAAAUGCUCAGUCACCAGGCUGCUUUUGGCUGCCGGAUAGCACAGGUGAUGAUGCAAUACUGUGUCCUGGCCAAUCACUAUUGGUUCUUUGGAGAGGCAAUUUAUCUGUACUCUGUGCUCAUAGCCUCAGUGUUCAUCGACAACAACAAGCACUUGCCUUACAUCUGUCUGGGCUGGGGAACACCACUUUUAUUUGUGGUUCCUUGGGUAGUAAUGAAGCUGUUGAAAGAAAACAAAGAGUGUUGGGCUGUCAAUGAGAACAUGAACUAUUGGUGGAUCAUUCGUUUCCCAAUUCUGUUUGCUUCACUAAUCAACUUUCUGAUUUUCAUGAAGAUCCUGAAGGUCAUUCUUUCCAAAUUACGAGCCAGCAACCAGAGUGGAUACCCGGAUUACAAACUUCGGCUUGCAAAGGCAACCCUGACCCUCAUUCCUCUGUUUGGGAUUCAUGAGGUCAUAUUCAUCUUUGCUACAGACGAGCAGACAACAGGCGUUCUGCGCUACAUUAAAGUUUUCUUCACCCUUUUUCUCAAUUCAUUUCAGGGCUUUCUGGUGGCUGUGCUCUACUGCUAUGCUAAUAAAGAGGUGAGGACUGAGCUGAGGAGGAAGUUACGCAGCUGGAGGAUGGAGGCGGAGGUUGUAUGCUGUGGACAGUGACUAGCCAUGCUUGACUCUCGAGUGGACACUUUUUCCAUCGCCACAGUGCCGGAGCGCAACAGAUCCUCUGCCACAACGAUGAGGGCCAUGCCUGACGGUUCACCCACUCCUGACAGUUCACUGAUUUUCAGACGUCAAGUUCAGCCAACCUCCCCACAACCUGAUGCUUCUUUGCUGCACUGUCCAUCAGUGGUAAACAGAGAUAACACCCUGCAGCGUGGGGAUCAGGAUGAGACUGGACAGUCGUCUGUGGCAAUGCGUAUGUCCUUCCUCAUUCAUCUUCAAGACCCUGUGGAGUUGCUCCCACAUGUUGUAAAUAUAGAUUCAGACUGAAUCGCUACAUUGUUGCAUUCACUGCACUUUUUUUAAGAUUACAUGUGGUUCAUUGUGAAUAUGUAAAAUUGUGAAUAAGUAAUUGUUAUUGUGUAAGCUUUAACAUUGUUAAUAUGUGAAUAAGUGAUUGUGAUCAUUUAGGAUUUAAGACAUCUGUAAAAAAUUAAAAGGAUAUUUGUUUAUAUUAACUCUUUUAAUGUGUGAUGGCAGCAGUGCUUAUGUACUACAGAGUG